AUGGGUGUGCGGAAGGCUCGUGGUCGAUUACUUAACAAACGAAAUAGCCAUGAUUUACUCUCUUGCUUUUACGAUUUAACGAAUUCCGGUAAAAGUAUCAGACCAGGCAGUUCAAGGCGUGACUUUGGGCAUUUAGCAUUCAUCGUUCGUUUGCUGAUACGUCGAACAGAAAGACGCAAAUUAUUUCAAAUAUUUUCUACAAAAUUUUAUGCACCCAUAAUACAGAAGUUAAAACGUGAGAAAAAAAUUGGAUCUCGUUUGGAAAUGGCCUUUAACGAAAUACUCAAAGACUACUUUGACCCAAAAGCAUCCGAUGAAAUUGUCCACAAAUUGCACACAAUUCAGGCAGUCUUGCGCUGCUGUGGGAAAAACGGAGGGCAGGAUUUUAUACAAAUGGAAAGACCUCAUCCAUGUGGUAGAGCAGUUUCGCAAUACGUAAGGAACUUUCUAGCAAUGCCAGAAACAUCUGGGAGAAUAUGUUUAUGCAAAAUGUUCUCAUUAAGCAGAACAAACGGUUAUUUGUUUUAUCGAACGUUUUCUAAGAAAAAUGUGAAUAAAAAUUCGGAAUGA
Echinococcus granulosus is the source of this 570-nucleotide messenger RNA. RefSeq lists its product as hypothetical. The transcript is spliced from 5 exons. The record is from RefSeq and is a predicted model, not a curated record. NCBI's taxonomy places the organism in Eukaryota, Metazoa, Platyhelminthes, Cestoda, Cyclophyllidea, Taeniidae. Gene Ontology annotation, cellular component: membrane. The coding region runs from base 1 to 570 and encodes 189 amino acids.